Messenger RNA from Cajanus cajan (pigeon pea), 766 nucleotides. RefSeq names its product large ribosomal subunit protein uL15x. Gene Ontology annotation, cellular component: cytosolic large ribosomal subunit; ribosome. Gene Ontology annotation, biological process: translation. Lineage: Eukaryota; Viridiplantae; Streptophyta; Magnoliopsida; Fabales; Fabaceae. Gene Ontology annotation, molecular function: structural constituent of ribosome. The record is from RefSeq and is a predicted model, not a curated record.
CAGCAAACCCUAAUCGGUAACGCGGAAGUGACAGAGAGCAGAAGAGCGAUGACGACGCGAUUCAAGAAGAACAGGAAGAAGCGCGGGCACGUGAGCGCCGGCCACGGCCGUAUCGGAAAACACCGCAAGCAUCCCGGCGGUCGCGGAAACGCCGGCGGCAUGCACCACCACCGGAUCCUGUUCGACAAGUACCAUCCCGGUUACUUCGGGAAGGUGGGUAUGCGGUACUUCCACAAGCUCCGCAACAAGUUCCAUUGCCCCAUCGUCAACAUCGACAAGCUCUGGUCGCUGCUGCCACAGGAGGCUAAGGACAAAGCCCUCAAAUCCAAGGACGCCGCUCCUUUAAUCGACGUGACACAGCACGGUUACUUCAAGGUUCUCGGAAAAGGUGUGCUCCCCCUUAAUCAACCCAUCGUCGUCAAGGCCAAGCUCGUUUCCAAGAUCGCCGAGAAGAAGAUUAAGGAAGCCGGUGGCGCUGUUCUUCUCACCGCUUAGGUUUAAUUACUUUUGCUUUUCGUUUCAUACAUUUGAGGCGUCGUUUUUUGUUUUGUUUUGUUUCGGGUACUUUUUUACAUUACAUGUUGCAGCUUAUAUUGAUAAUAUGUGUUUUUGCAUUUUUAGUGUCUUGUUUUGGAUGGAUUUAGGUUAAUUAAUUAAAUAUUUAUGCGAAAAAAUUAAGCCCGUGGAAACUUUGUUUUAAUAAGUUGUUAUAGAAGAAAUUAUUGGAGGAAAAAUAAAUUUUGGGGAAUGAUGAAUUAUAUUUUAA